Molecule: messenger RNA, 1164 nt
Organism: Parascedosporium putredinis
Lineage: Eukaryota; Fungi; Ascomycota; Sordariomycetes; Microascales; Microascaceae
Source: the annotation of a GenBank genome assembly
AUGGAGGUUUCAAUUAUUGGUGCCGGGUUGUCCGGGCUAACGCUAGCCCUCGCACUGCAUGAGCAGGGUAUCCCGGCCGUCGUCUACGAGUCGCGCCCAGCACCAUUGGCCAUCGGAGGCGCAGUGAUGCUUUCCCCGAAUGCCUUGCGAGUCCUGGAUAACUUGGGACUGUAUUCGAUCGUAAAGGACAAGGGCUACAACUUCGACAUCCUCGAAUAUAAGAACGUGGACGGGGACAUUCUCGACGUCCAGGAAUUCGGCAGCCAAGAAAAGUACGGCUACCGGGGUCUCCGAAUCUACCGGCAUGUUCUCAUUGAUACGUUAGUCGAAACGCUGCAGAGCAAGGGCGUUGAGGUUCGGUACGGCCAUGCUUUCUCUCACGUCGUCGAGGAGACAGAUCAGGGUGUGACGUUUGCGUUCAAAGACGGCACGACGGUUUCUUCCACCAUUCUCGUGGGCGCCGACGGUAUCCAUUCCACCGUCAGGCGGUACAUUUAUCCCGAACUAGGAACCAAGUUUAUUGGCAUGGCGGGCAUCACCGCUGCCGUACCGACGAGCCAGCUGAAGCUGCCCGAGGGCUACCAUCUCCCGACUACCAUAAUGUCCCCCAAGGGAGCGUUCCAACGCGUGGCCGAAGGGUCGCACGCCAACUGGGAGCGCGAGUUCGUGGCGGAUAAGGAAGCCGGCUUGAAAUUCUUGCAGGAAGGCAACGACCACUUUCCCGAGUUUGUGCGCAACGCAGUAUCACAUAUUAGCCUGGACAAGGUCAACAAAUGGCCCUUUUUCGUCGUCCCGAGGCUGGAGAAAUGGGCGUCCGCGUCUCUCAAAGUCAUCAUUGUCGGGGACGCAGCACACGCCAUCCCGCCUUCGGCAGGUCAGGGAAUCAACCAAGCGUUCGAGGACGUCUACAUGCUAGCGCUUCUUGUCCGCCAAUCGAAGACGGCGGAGGAAAGUAAGGCGGCGCUCUCUUUCUGGCAGACAUACCGCCAGGAAAGGGUUGACAAGAUUUUGGAGCUCAAUAAGCAGAUUGACUUGCGCCGCAUGCCCAAUCCUGGGAAUGAGGCAGGAGGUCAAACGGACAAGUUACCAUUCGAGCUGGGAUGGCUAUAUGAGCCGGACUUCAAGGGCAUUGUCGACGAAUAUGUGAAUAAGUCUAAGAAUUGA